Daphnia pulex (common water flea) is the source of this 3873-nucleotide messenger RNA. RefSeq names its product snake venom 5'-nucleotidase-like. The record is from RefSeq and is a predicted model, not a curated record. Gene Ontology annotation, molecular function: 5'-nucleotidase activity. Gene Ontology annotation, biological process: AMP catabolic process. The transcript has 19 exons. Gene Ontology annotation, cellular component: plasma membrane. Bases 94 to 1902 code for a protein of 602 amino acids. Lineage: Eukaryota; Metazoa; Arthropoda; Branchiopoda; Diplostraca; Daphniidae.
AAGUGAAUAGGAAAUUUUUCACGUGACGCCUCUCAGUAAAUCCGAGUAUAAACAUAACGUGAAGCGCUUAGCGUUUUCACAGUCUAGUGAAAAAUGCGAACCUUAUCGACACGCAACGCUCUGCCGCUUCUAUGGCUGUUUCUAUUUGUUGUCCAUUGGACGUCAGCUUCAUUCAAUUUGACCAUUUUGCACACAAACGACAUUCACUGCCGUUUCGACGAGGCCAACAAAAAUGCAGGGACUUGCAGACAACAGGACUCGGAUAAAGGCAAUUGUUUCGGCGGCUACGCUCGUCUCGUCCACCAAGCGCGACAAAUCCGGAAUCAGCAUCCGAACACGAUUUUUCUCAACGCUGGCGAUUUCUUCCAGGGCACCAUCUGGUAUAGCAUCCACAAAUGGAAGGCCGUUAGCCACUUUGGAAACAUGCUAAACCUAACCGCCAUGUCGCUUGGUAAUCACGAAUUUGACGAUGGAGUUGACGGGCUUAUACCAUUUGUGGAAUCUGCCAACCACCCAGUGUUGGCAGCCAAUAUUGACAGCAGUAAUGAACCUCGGCUACAGGGGAAAAUUUCUAAAUCGAUUGUCGUGCAAGUUGGAGGAAAAAGUGUUGGAAUUAUUGGUUAUCUGACUACAGAAACAACGUAUAUCUCCUCCGCGGGUAACGUCAAAAUCUUUGACGAAGUUCAGGGCGUUCGGGAUGAAGCGGAACGCCUCAAGAAGAGCGGAGUCAAUAUUUUGAUUGCAGUCGGUCACGCAGGUUAUCUAAAAGAUAUGGAAAUUGCUGCAAAAGUUCCAGACAUCGACGUGGUGGUAGGCGGUCAUACCAACACUUUUCUGUGGAAUGGUCCGGCUCCAUCAAUCGAAGAGCCACAGGGGCCGUAUCCGACUAUGGUGAAACAGCCAUCUGGGAAAAGUGUGCCAGUCGUCCAAGCUUUUGCGUUUGGCAAAUACCUGGGCAACUUGAUGGUGACAUUUAACGAUGAAGGAGAGGUCAUCGCCACAGCAGGUCUCCCUAUUCUUAUGGAUAAGAGUAUACCUCAAGAUCCGAGCGUCUUGCAGGAAUUAAUUCCUUUUCGUAAAGAAGUUGAAGCAUUAUCCGAAAAGGAAGUUGGGAAAACUCGGGUUUUCUUAGACGGAAAUCGCCUGUCAUGUCGAAUGGUUGAAUGCAAUCUCGGAAAUUUCCUAGCUGACGCGUACGUCGAUUUGUUCACUAAGUUUGCAGGCGAGGGCCAGUGGAAUAAAGUAGCUAUCGCUCUCGUCAACAGCGGAGGAAUUCGGGCUUCUAUCGACGAACGUGCUCAAAAUGGAUCCAUCACUUAUGGCGAUCUCCUUGCUGUCGCUCCUUUCAGUAAUACGGUCGAUAUUAUCAAAAUCAGCGGCGAAACGCUGAAGAAUAUUUUCGAGUUUACUGUGCACGAUUAUGAUCCUAAAGCUUUGGAUCCUUUCGGUGGAUUUCUGCAGGUUGCAGGUGUCCGUGUUGUCUACGACAUCUCUAGGUCCAAAGGGGACAGAGUAAUGGAACUUUUAGCUCGUUGUAAUAAUUGCCGCAUUCCAAUUUAUCGUCCCGUACAGCCUGAGGAAACUUACGACAUCGCUGUGGCUAGCUUUUUUGCGGGUGGAGGGGACGGUUUCGCCAUUAAAGGAAACAUUAUUGAACAUACACUUACGGGUAGUCUCGAUGUAGACACGAUUAUAGGUUACAUGGAAAGGAUUUCACCAAUUACGACAGGUGUGGAAGGUCGAAUCCGCUUUGCCAAUGAAACAAAUCUUAUGGAUUGUGGAAAGACCAAAAAUAAUGCGAAUUCAGGAUCAACAAAUCUUUCUGGUUUCGCAACUUCCGCUGUUCCCAUAUCUUCAUUGACGGCACUUCUACUACUGCUCUCCCAAACAAUGAUUAAGUAAUAUCAAAAACAUAAUAUUAUUUCAUCAGUAUGAAAUCAUUUGCUGAUGAGAUAAGUUUUACCAACAUUUUUUAAUAUAUCCCUUUUGUACUAAUUUUUAAUUUAUCAAAGUUCCUUAUUAAUAGUAAUAGGCAAAUAAAAUGUAAUAUAGUGUUUUUUCUUAUAACCUUGUCACAGAACAUUGUUUACAAUAGUUACAUAAACUAUAAUUCAAAAAUCAGGCCCUUCUUGCGCGCAAACGAAGUUUUACUUGUAACUACGUUUCUUUUUUCUAAUAACGCUUGAUGGCUUUAUUAAAUUUUGCCUUUGAUAAUUUUCAGCUGUCAAAUUAGAAAUUACUAAUUUCUAGGACUAAUUUCAAAUUAGUCAGUUUUAGCUACUUGGGACAUCCCGGUAAAAAUGAUCGGCAGUUAUCGUGUGGUAACUUAUUUGUGAUAUCUGACUAUAACUAUUCCAUCAACAAAGUCCACUUGUUAAAUUUCCGAUAAUUGCGUUUUUUUUUAAUCUACUGUCAUUUUCUAAAUUCGAUAAUAAGUAUGAGUGUUCCUGUGACGCCGAAAAGAACCCAACAUUAUUUAUGUCGUGGCACGGUGGCAAUAGAUUUAACCUUUUUUUAAUUUUCCGUCCGAGUCCGACUCUAGUUGUCCGUGGAUUUCUAAGGGCUGUCACUAGGUGGCUAAAUAUUUCAGUGUGUUUAGGGAUUGAGCUAUUCGACCGUAGUGCGUCCAAGUCCUGACUGCAAAAGCCCCGGGCCCGUCUUUUAUUUCCAGACGGUGUCCGAGAACGUUGGGCGAGUUAUUGCGAGGUAAUUGUCUUCCUGAAAUUGUUCGUCAGAUAAAUGGUAGCUACUUGUAUUCUUUAUGGUUAUUGAAAAUGAGAUUAUUGUGCGUAGUGAAUUUUCAAGUAAAAUGUUCAUCAACGUGUACAAUUUCGUAAAAUGUCGUCUCUUGCUGUACGUUGCACGUUUCGCCACAAGAUGAGGUAUUUCCACGCCAUUCGUCUUCGAUCAAGCUGAACCGAAAGUGAACUAAUACAAAGCAACAUAUCGAAGAUCUUGCUUUUCUCCACGUGGUCGCUGCCGUGUCAUGAAGAUGCUGGUGCUGCCUCUUCUAUAUUGCAGGACAAAUGUGAUGCAAAGAAGAAAUCUGAAAAGGCUGAGAUGCAUUUGGCUUCUGCAGACAUGUACUUAGGCCAAUACUUGCUGGAAUUAUAAUCUGUUGGAAGUUUUCUUGCAGCCAAUUGGCGAAAGAGAGUUAAAAUCAAGUUGAGCUGCGGCCCCUGGAAGCAGUCUACAUUGCUGGUGUCAUUCUGAAGUGGGGAAAUGUUACCUGAAGUUUAAACAGCAACAAAGACACAAUGAAAUGGUGACAACGUGAUGCAUCCUACGUAUGUUGGUAAUUUAAGGGCAUGUGUCGAGCAGAAGGAAGACGAGUCUCAUUUCAUUUAUUUCUGGGACGCUGUUCGAGGACAAUUUUUAGUUAUUUCUUGGUGAUGAAUGCCUUGACAUUUUUCACCAUCUAAAUGGUAACAUAUCCUUGGUUCAUGUGAUCAUGUAGCCUGCUGUAGAUAUUCCAAAAAUGUCGUCCCUUGUUGCAUGACGAGUUUCGUCACAUGAAUAGGUAUUUCCACGCCAUUCGACCAAACUGAACCGAAAGUGAACCAUUUAAUGCAACAUGUCGAAUAUUUUGCCUUUCUCCAUGGGUCCAUGGGCUGUGUCAUGAAGAUGGAUCUUUGAGAGGGUCACUACUGCAUUGCAAGACAGAAUGAUGAAAAGAGGGAAAAUAUUAAGGUAAAAGAAUCCUUUCCUUAUCUGCUGAAGAAUUUGAGAACACAGCAAAGUCUGGACCACAUUUCUGUCUUGCAAGAGGUUUUGCUGCUGCAGCCAGCCAUUGAAAGGGAGUUCAAAUGAAGUUUAGUUGAAGCUCCUGGAAGCAGUCUACAUUGCUGGUGUCAUCCUAAAGUUAAACAGCAA